CAGACAGCGCGUGACUCAACCGAAGAAGAGUUGUUACGUCGUUGCUAUGGAGAUUUUAAUCGCAACCAUCCUGAAUAAAUAGUAUAGUGUUUUUACCGACACCAAAUAAAUCAGCAUCAUGUCUGACACCACAACUCUUAAAAUCUCUUACAUUUUUCCAAAUGGAGACAAAUAUGAAGGCGAAUGCUGUCGUACUUCAGAUGGUGUGGUUAUAAGAAAAGGGUCUGGCACACAGACAUCAGCCUCUGGAGUUACAUACACUGGAGAAUGGGACAAUGAUAAGAUGAAUGGCAGAGGAACUCUCACGCACCCCUCAGGGGCGUUUUACAGCGGCCUGUUCAGAGACAACAUGUAUCACGGCAAAGGAACAUAUCGAUUUCCUGAUGGGACAGAAUACACAGGAAGUUUUAACAACAACAGAUUUGAAGGUGAAGGGGAGUUCACAGAUUCACAAGGACUUGUGUGGAGCGGGACGUUCCAUAACAAAGCUGCUCUGGGAUUGAAGCUCAAAGUCAAUAUGUGACAUGCACACAAACACACACCCUUUAAAUGUAUACGGAAAAAUGUUUUCUGUACUUUUUCUUUAUUAGAUGGCAUUCGGUGAGUGUUAAGCAUACAAUCACUAGACCAAACUUUGACCAAACUCAGAUUUUUUAAAUAGUGACAUUACAAGCCUUUUAUCAAGAUUAUGAAGCAAUCAUCUGAGUCGACGCAAAGUUGAAAGAAUAACCACCCGUGAAUCUAUUGAAAGAGAUCAAAGAUACACAGUGAUGCAUUACCACAGCUAGCAGCCCUGAGGCAUUGAUGAGAUCCAAUGAAAUAACUUCAGUUCCGCAGCAUCCACUGAACAUCAAGAACACAUGUUCCCACACACACUGCACUUCUCAAAGAAUCACUACUUUGUUUUAGGGCAAAGGGUGAGAGGAAUGUGAUUCUCUGUGUACGGUUCAGCCAUUGGUGGAGCACAUCUCCAAAAUACAUGGACAAGCACCAGCAGCAGAGCUCAUGACUGCGGUGAGAAGUCAGGAGUUGUGUAAGACCGUAAAGCUCAAUUUCCUGUCCUCUGGUGUGAGAAUGUGUUUCUUGUGGAUAAAGAGCUCAACUGGCUACCAGCCUCCAGUUCACUUCUAAAUCUGCUUUAAAUGAACCCGAAGCUCCAGUGCGUGAUUCCACCUGAAACCGAAUAACUUUUCGAGGGUGUUUUAUUUGUUUCAUUGUUAUACCGCAAAUAAAUUGGGUAUGACUCAA
Messenger RNA from Puntigrus tetrazona (Sumatra barb), 1248 nucleotides. RefSeq names its product MORN repeat containing 2 (gene morn2). The record is from RefSeq and is a predicted model, not a curated record. The transcript has 5 exons. NCBI's taxonomy places the organism in Eukaryota, Metazoa, Chordata, Actinopteri, Cypriniformes, Cyprinidae. Bases 119 to 523 code for a protein of 134 amino acids.